AUGACUUGUUACCGAGGCUUCCUGCUGGGCAGCUGUCGUCGCGUGGCUGGGGGCCGGGCAGCGGCGCUCAGGGGGCCGGGCGCGGGAGGCCCCGCCGCGUGGCCGUGGCUUGGCUGUGAAGGCGGCGGCCGGCGGCACCUGGGGCACGGGCAGCUGCGCCAGCUGGCGGGCUGUGGUAGCCGCCCCGACGGCGGCUUCCGCCCGUCGCGGGUGGUGGUGGUGGCCAAAACCACCCGGUACGAGUUCGAGCAGCAGCGAUACCGUUACGCGGAACUCUCGAAGGAGGACCUGAAGCAGCUGCUCGCACUGAAAGGCUCUAGAUACAGUGGACUGCUUGAGCGGCAUCAUAUUCACACCAAAAAUGUAGAGCACAUUCUCGAUAGUUUACGAAAUGAGGGAAUUGAGGUUCGUCUCGUAAAGAGGAGAGAAUAUGAUGAGGAAACUGUUCGAUGGGCAGAUGCUGUCAUAGCUGCAGGAGGGGAUGGCACGAUGCUUUUGGCAGCAAGUAAAGUCUUGGACAGACUUAAACCAGUUAUUGGUGUAAACACCGACCCAGAACGGUCUGAGGGUCAUUUAUGUCUUCCUGUUCGAUAUACGCAUUCCUUCCCAGAAGCCUUACAGAAGUUCUAUCGUGGUGAGUUCAGGUGGUUAUGGAGGCAGCGAAUUAGGUUAUAUCUUGAAGGGACUGGCAUCAACCCUGUUCCUGUGGACCUCCAUGAACAGCAGCUGAGUUUGAAUCAGCAUAGUAGAGCCUUCAACAUUGAAAGAGUUCAUGAUGAAAGGUUCGAGGCUUCUGGACCCCAGCUUUUGCCAGUCAGAGCACUUAAUGAAGUCUUCAUUGGGGAGAGUUUAUCAUCCAGGGCUUCCUACUACGAGAUUUCAGUUGAUGAUGGUCCAUGGGAAAAACAGAAGAGCUCUGGGCUCAAUUUGUGUACUGGAACAGGAUCAAAGGCCUGGUCAUUCAAUAUUAAUAGAGUGGCACCUCAGGCUGUGGAAGAUGUUCUAAAUAUUGCAAACCGACAAGGAAAUUUAAGUCUUCCGUUGAACAGAGAAUUGGUAGAGAAAGUAACAAACGAAUAUAAUGAAUCAUUGCUCUACAGUCCAGAAGAACCAAAAAUACUUUUCAGUAUUCGAGAACCAAUAGCAAACAGAAUUUUCUCGAGCAGUCGUCAGCGUUGUUUUACCUCAAAGGUGUGUGUGCGUUCUCGGUGUUGGGAUGCAUGCAUGGUUGUGGACGGAGGAACUUCCUUUGAAUUUAAUGACGGAGCCAUUGCUUCAAUGUUGAUCAAGAAAGAAGAUGAGCUUCGAACUGUGCUUCUAGAGCAGUGAAGGAUUGCCUCAGAUGACCAUUUUGAUUGCCAGAGAAAUAGUUUUACUGCAGAAACAGCCUACCAGUCAUAAAGCUACAGUUUUUGGUUGUUGUUCAGACUGGUUGGCCUUGGGCUGAAAGGCGACCAAGAAAGUGAGAUUUGCAUUAUUCUUCUGAUGGAUUCUGAUGGAAAAGACGUUCACUGUGUAAGAAAAUGGAGGACUAUACUGAUGAGAAUUCAUAACAGUGAAAUUUUGAUACUGCUUACAAUUGGUUUCCAAGAGUGCUGGUAUCUUUAUAAAUUGAGAGAGGUAGGCGCAAAUAAAAGAUUUAAUGUUUAGGAUUUGAAAUUUAACUGUACAAGUUUUUUUUUUUUUUUCCCCUUCCUUUUCCUCCUCACUUUGUGGAAUUGGUCAGA
Dama dama (fallow deer) is the source of this 1727-nucleotide messenger RNA. Its product is annotated as NAD kinase 2, mitochondrial-like. The coding region runs from base 1 to 1329 and encodes 442 amino acids. The record is from RefSeq and is a predicted model, not a curated record. Gene Ontology annotation, molecular function: NAD+ kinase activity. Gene Ontology annotation, cellular component: mitochondrion. Gene Ontology annotation, biological process: NAD+ metabolic process; NADP+ biosynthetic process. The transcript has a single exon. Lineage: Eukaryota; Metazoa; Chordata; Mammalia; Artiodactyla; Cervidae.